Messenger RNA from Neurospora hispaniola, 2212 nucleotides. RefSeq lists its product as uncharacterized. NCBI's taxonomy places the organism in Eukaryota, Fungi, Ascomycota, Sordariomycetes, Sordariales, Sordariaceae. The coding region runs from base 165 to 2069 and encodes 634 amino acids. The transcript has 3 exons. The record is from RefSeq and is a predicted model, not a curated record.
AACGCCAUGAUUAUGGCUACCGACCUAGAAACUGACGAUCGAUACGAUGAUUCUUCCUCCGAAUUUGAGCCAUGGUAUGUCAUUGAGCUCGAGUCGCGCUGCGGGGCCUGCACCGAGACCAUCACGCAGGAGACCCCGGUCAUUUAAUCGGAUGCCGGAAUAGAAUGGUCUAUCUUGGGCGCACUGCUACAGUCGCUUUCCCCAAAACCUUUGUGCAUCUUGUGGAUGCAUACCUCGAUGAGAAAACAGAAGUAAAUCUGUGUAACCUGUGCUCUAUAUCGACAGAAUGCUCCGAACACGGCACAGAUCCCGACAGACUCCAUGUGGCCACUGCCGUACAUAAGGACUGCUUCGUGAUUGCGAAACAGUCAUGCCCUCUCGCUCCCCGCCUGACGUGCGAACGGAUCUGGGAACUUGCUGUGGCGAGAAAUCCGUGGCCCCAUGGGUUCCAACCCCCAAAAUCCCUCUCCCUUGAAAGCCCUUAUCUCAUGAGCCCACAGGCCGUCAAUCAGGUUGCUUCAAUCCUCAACAUUUCCCAGCUGAAAAACUUUCCCUCCGAAUUGGUCGAACGAAUCCGGUCGUAUUCACCAGGAGAUACUCCGUUUUGGAGGGCUGUAGCUGCUCUGACAGUUGCAUCUUCGCUGCCUGACCUUCCAAUCUUUGCUGAGCAACGCGUGAAGAUAUGUCACAUACUGCACUGGAAAAGAGGCGAAGAAAUAGUGACAGUAGGACCCAGAGGCCAAGACGAUGUUCUCCGUCUUACUUUCGACGUAGAUGGGAUCCGAGAGAUCGAACGGUUUUGCCAGCGACCGCAGUGCGAAGAGCGGCAAAAGCACAACCGCAGAUUUGCCUACGUUCUCUUGGGUACGAAACGCGACGAACUUGCUUUGGAUAAGAAACACGGCGAAUUUUCGCGCAGAUUUGCCUACUGCAGAAAUGGCCUUUUGCGACUCGCCUUCGAUGCCGACGAUAUAUAUUUUGACAAUAAGCAUGAGGUACUGUUACCUUUUUUGCCGCGCAUUUGGAACACACCUACGCCCCCAAACUUGACCAAUUGUAAUUACUUGUACCACGAGGAGAGUUUCAAGGUCUUUUCAACCGGGUAUUAUGUCAAUCUAGACUCCGUCUCUGGCAUUACAUUUGUCUAUCGCGGCAAAAAACUCGUGGCGAUCCACCCUCAUCGCGGCGAUGACGUUGAGAUGAACUGUCCUAAGGUCUCAUCUUCCGGCUCUUCAAGGAUACAGGAAGCCUGCUUCUUCCUGCCCGUCAGCAAGGAGGAUGCCAUCCUCGGAAUAGGUGUAGGGAUCUAUCAGAAUGCGUUUGUGGUAGUGGUCAAGAAACGUUUGUCCGGUGAUGCUGUCAUCGGCCUGCCUUGCCCCGAUCCGCCUGGAGAUGACCCCAGAUGGGAGGGUCCUGACGAGGAUGAAGGAGACUUUUUUGACAAAGAGGAGUUCUUUUGGGGUCAACGCGAUCCGGUAGCUCUGGUCUACGGAAUUCCGGGCAAGAAGAAAUAUUUGGAUAUGUUGGGAGGCUAUCGGGGUACUCCAGCGAAACCUAAAUGGGAAGGUUGGAAAGGGACGAUUCCUCACCUAUGGCCCAGUGGUCUUUUCAGCUUGGAUGAUGAUGAAGAUCUCCGGUUUUACACUCGUGCUCCCCUCCGUGGGGUCGUCGCCGCCCAGAUGUUUUACUAUCCUUCUCGUCGAAAUCGGCCGACAGAACGUGUCUGCUCAGGGAUUAUCUUUCAUUACGACAACGGCGGCUCGCGGGUAGUUGGAGAGAUUCGACUCGAGAACCGCGCCAAGCUUGCGGGCGAGACGAUAAUCAACCCCAAGCUCAUUUGUCUGGAGUCCGAUAUACUCCCAGGGUUUGGCACGCCGAACAUCCACCUCGUGACAGAGUCCGAAAUCGAGAGUGGAACACAUCCUGACGAUUGGGGCUGGUCCUUCGACGAUUGCCCCCGGUUUCCAGGAAUGGCCUUCACAUGCCACCCCAUGAAAGGCACAAUCAACUGGUGGUUUACUGCACGUCAACGGAACAGCAUUGAAAUUUAUGAAUGGGCAGAAGACUGAUGUUGUUGGACUUCAUGUACACAAUUCGUUUCGUGAUGAUGAUACCCACAACUUGGAAAGGGCGGCAGUAGCAAAUAUACAACUACCAGAUGGAUCGGUACGGAUAGAGCACGUUUGUCCUUAGUCUACCUUUCAGUUGAAAC